Messenger RNA from Aspergillus pseudotamarii, 1602 nucleotides. Its product is annotated as amino acid permease-domain-containing protein. Gene Ontology annotation, molecular function: transmembrane transporter activity. Lineage: Eukaryota; Fungi; Ascomycota; Eurotiomycetes; Eurotiales; Aspergillaceae. The transcript has 9 exons. Gene Ontology annotation, cellular component: membrane. The record is from RefSeq and is a predicted model, not a curated record. Bases 1 to 1602 code for a protein of 533 amino acids. Gene Ontology annotation, biological process: transmembrane transport.
AUGGCGACAUAUGAGCCAAAGAACCAUGCUUCUAUCACCAGUGCGGGUAGUACGCCCCUCCAAGAACAGGAUAAUCGGCGUCUUCAACAAAUGGGAAAGAAAUCACUUCUUAAGCACAGCUCCAGAGGACUUAUACCGCACUUUCUUAGCGAAAACUUCGGCAUUGUCUCAAUCUUUGGUUCCAGCUGUACUCUUCUCGGUACUUGGGAAGGUCUGCUUGGCACCUUUAUUAGGCCUCUAGAGAAUGGCGGGCCUGGUGGGACUGUCUAUGCCUUCGUUUUUGCAUGGGUGGGCACUACAGCGAUUUUUGUGGUUUUGUCGGAAUUGAUAUCGAUGCAUGUCAGGGCACCCACUGCCGGAGGGCAAUAUCACUGGGCUGCUAUGCUUGCCCUAAUCAGAUACCAGAAGUUCCUCAGCUAUAUCACAGGUUGGUGGGCUGUUCUUGGUUGGCAGACUGCCCUUGCAGUGUGUGUCUUUAUGACCGGAACAAUGAUCCAGGACGCCGUGAUCCUGGGAAACAGUCUCUAUAAAUUAUUAUCUUGGCAAGGUACUCUGGUUGUUUGGGCGACACUAAUAUGCGCAUUGCUAGUGAACCUGGUGGGUGGGAAACUCCUGCCUCGCAUUGGGUCUGUCCUUUUGGUUGUAUAUAUCCUUGGAUUUUUCAGCAUUAUGAUCCUAUUAAUCUGCCUCUCGGACCAUAAGCCAAAGGAAGAAGUAUUCUUACAAUUUUUCAAUAGCGGGGGAUUUAGCACACAGGCAUUAUCUUGGUUCGUUGGUAUGACUAGCUGUGCGUUUGGCUUCGUUGGAGGUGAUGCCGCUGUCCAUAUGUCUGAAGAAGUUGCAAAUGUAUCACGCAUUAUCCCGCAUGCUUUAAUAUUUAGUGUUCUACUGAAUGGUUGUCUCGGCUUCGGUAUGCUGAUUGCCAUUCUCUUUUGUGCUGGUAACCUUAAGGGUGUGUUGAGCUCUACUACUGGGUCCCCUUUUAUGGAGAUAAUCUAUAAGGCUACGAGCUCACUGCCUGGCUCACUAUUUAUGUGCUCUAUUCUAAUCAUCAUAUACUGCUGCUCGCUUAUGGGUCUGCUCGCGGCGGUAUCUCGUCAGCUUUGGUCCUUCUCCCGAGACAGGGGAGUUCCGGGUUGGCGUUGGUGGAGUCAGAUUUCCUCGUUCCAGGAGCUACCAGUCCAGUCUAUUAUUCUUACAGUCGUUGUCAGUGCGAUGUUAGCUCUCAUUAAUAUUGGUUCCUCUGUUGCCCUAGAUGCUAUUGUGUCAAUGGCAGUAUCUGCCUUGUAUCUCUUCUAUCUUAUGGUUUUAAUUCUCCUUCUCUACCGGUGUAUCAGGGGUGAUAUCUCCCUAUAUAACCAUAGUGGUGACGACGUUGUCAAUGCGCCCGGUGCGAAACUUGCCUGGGGACCAUUCCAAUGCCCGGGUGUCUGGGGUAUCGCGAUUAACGCGUUUGCAAUCGUGUACAUUAUGAUUAUGCACCCGAGCGUCAGGAGUAUGAACUGGAGCGUGCUCGGUACAGGGGGAAGCAGCUUUCUUGCCGUCGGAUACUACUUUGCACGUGCCAGACAUAUCUAUACUGGGCCGAUCAGGGAACUCUAA